This is a messenger RNA of Trichomonas vaginalis G3, 357 nucleotides long. RefSeq lists its product as uncharacterized. The transcript has a single exon. The record is from RefSeq and is a predicted model, not a curated record. The coding region runs from base 1 to 357 and encodes 118 amino acids. NCBI's taxonomy places the organism in Eukaryota, Parabasalia, Trichomonadida, Trichomonadidae.
AUGGCUGUCUUUGAUGCAACUUUGAGAAGAAUCACAAAUGAUUCUUCUCAAAGUUGCUCAGUGAACAACAAACACUUGUUAUUGUUUUGUAUACAAGUGAAUGUUGUACACAGGGACAAGCAUUGUCUAUCAAUGGCUGUCUUUGAUGCAACUUUGAGAAGAAUCACAAAUGAUUCUUCUCAAAGUUGCUCAGUGAACAACAAACACUUGUUAUUGUUUUGUAUACAAGUGAAUGUUGUACACAAGGACAAGCAUUGUCUAUCAAUGGCUGUCUUUGAUGCAACUUUGAGAAGAAUCACAAAUGAUUCUUCUCAAAGUUGCUCAGUGAACAACAAACACGUGUAUAUACAUAAAUAA